This is a messenger RNA of Labrus bergylta (ballan wrasse), 2954 nucleotides long. RefSeq lists its product as uncharacterized. Gene Ontology annotation, biological process: regulation of transcription by RNA polymerase II. NCBI's taxonomy places the organism in Eukaryota, Metazoa, Chordata, Actinopteri, Labriformes, Labridae. The record is from RefSeq and is a predicted model, not a curated record. Gene Ontology annotation, molecular function: RNA polymerase II cis-regulatory region sequence-specific DNA binding; DNA-binding transcription factor activity, RNA polymerase II-specific.
UUUUCUUCUCUCUGUAAAAAAAAAAAAAAAAUGCCUCGUUACUUUCUGCAACAUGGUCAGUCCUCCUGGAUGGAGAUGCAUCAGUUCAUCGGUGACCUUGUCUCAUCUGGAAACAGCUCAAAGAAUCAGCCUGAUGUGCUGAACGCAGCAUGGGGCGUUGUCGACGUCGGUGCUGAGGGCGCCAGUGAGGCAGUAGGGUUCAGGGGUCCUUUACUUGGAUAAACCAACUCAGAGAAGCCAGAGACAGAGCCUGUUAAAGAGAUCCAGACUGCAGCAUCACAGAACAAAAGAGAGACGAGACUUAUUAGAAAAGAUGUGCAUUCUGCCUGCACCUGCCCUGGCUGCCCAUACUCCACUUUUCCACUUUCAUCUGAGACAUUAAAACCCAGACAAUCUUUGGCCUCUAGCAGCUCUGCUCCAAUGAGCCUCAGUAUUCGCUUACCAGACACUGAACCAAGCAGCACCUCUAUAUCCGAGCUAGAGACCAGACCAUCCUGCCGCCCCAACAGAAAGGAGGCAGACAAAGAACAUCCAGCAACAUCCUCAGACUUACCUCCCACUAGAGCUGAGCCUGGCUCCUCAUCCCACUUCUCCAUGUUUCCCUGUCUGUGUUGCCAUCACAGCCUCCAAACCUGCAGCAAGGUGCUGAGCCACCAUGAAGGCUCAGUAGAUUCUCAAUUUUCUCACACCCAUGCCCAUCAUCAUUUUCACCAUCACCACUGUCCAUUAACCUCUUGUUUACCCUGCCCUCAGCUCUCUAGCCCUUUUCCAUGCCUGUCUUGCCAGCGCUCCUUUCCUAACUGUUCUCAGUUGAGCAACCAUCAGCACAGACAAACUCACAUUCAACAACAGGAGGAAAGAGGCAGGGCAGUGUCGACCAUGUUUUCACAGCAUCCCUGUAUGCACUGCUCUGCCUCUUUUUCCAGACCGUCACAGUUGCUGCAGCAUCAGCGCGCCGAGCACGCCCACAAACAAUCUGGCUUCCUUUGCACAGAGUGCGGCAGGGCCUUUAACUCGCACAGCAACCUCCGCAUUCACCUCAAUGUGCACACUGGAGCCCGGCCUUACUCCUGCUCUGACUGCGGGAAGAGUUUCAGCCAGUCGGGGGCUCUGAAGAUCCACAGGCGGAUUCACACAGGUGAAAGGCCAUAUUCCUGUCGAUUUUGUGGCAGGGGUUUCCCCCAUCUUGCAGGGGUCCGUGCCCAUCAGAGGACCCACACAGGAGAGAAACCCUACCGCUGUAGCCAUUGUGGGAAAUGCUUCACUCAGUCAGGAGCUCUUAAGAUCCAUACCCGUAUCCACACAGGAGAGAGGCCCUUUAUCUGCAGCAUCUGUGGGAAGGGCUUUUCCAAUCGCUCUGGGAUCCGCUUCCACUACCGCACAGUCCACGGGCUGGCACCUGAACAUGCUGGAGAAGCUGGACCUGGUCAUGGUUUUCCUCUUGGGCGUCCAAAGACUUUUCCUCAAGCCACCAUUGGCCUAAAUACCCCCAACAACCUCGGUUGUAACAUGCAUGCAGCUUCAAAUAUCACAGAUUCCCCUGGUCGUCCCGGACUGGCCCCUCUUGUGGGGAAUGAGAGCAAAUCUCAGUCAGAGACAUCAUCAAACCCAGGCAGUAACCGAGAGGCGCUCCUGUACACAUGUGAAGAUUGUGGCCUGCGUUUUAAGGAUGCACCUUCCAGGAACAGACACCAGACUCUGAUGCACUACUCCUCCGAGGGCAGAGAUGAGGAGGAGGUCCAGAGGAAGGACUUUAGCACAAAUGAGAGGGUCUGCGCUGACAGUGGAGAGUGAAAUCAUUACAAAAAACUGAAUUUAGGAAUAAACCAGGAUCAUUGCUUAAAACAUUAAGUGUUGUAAACUACCUGUGUAAAAAUAUAUAUUCUGUAUUUAGGCUCCUUUCAAGUUGAAUAAGCUUUGAUGUUAUUAUUUUUUUUAAAGUUGUUCCUUCAGUUUUUCCCCCAUUACAAACAGCCUGUUUUUGGAAAUACAUCACUACCUGUGUUUUAGUCCGUUGAUAAUGACCUAACUACCUUACUGCCGCAGUCAAACUUCAGUUUGUUAUCAAAGUUGUUUUAUUGUGCUGUAUUCAGCCGUGGAGAACAUGGAACAAAUGUGACAUCAUGAAGGAUUUUUAGAAGAUACACAUUUUUGAGGGUCUUUUCUUAACAUUUAUAGACGUAAUAGAAAAAAUUACAAUCGUAUGUCUUAUCAUAUAUUCCUUUUCGUAUUUACAUUUCUAAGAAUCAGUGUAAACAACACCAGUUCUUUAUUAUUACUGUUUUUUAGGGAUUUUGUGUUCCAGACCUGUAAUUAAAAAAAUAAAUCACAGAACCUUGAAUGGAAUAAUAGAAAGUAAAGUGGCAAAGGCAUAAAAAAAUAACAUCACUGCCACACACUAGAAUUGUUUUUAAAAAUUGAUUUUACACAAUAAUCUCCCUUUUCCAUACUGAUGGCAAGAACAGCUCUGAGGUUGGUUGAGGUAUCUGUGUCUUGUAGGAUACUUCAAGGAUACUGCAGUGGUCUGAAUCCCAGGAGCUUUGUUCCAUAUGAAGGAAAGUCCUUCACCGUGUACACAGCUUCACCUUGUCUGCUGUCUUUUCUUAAAAACAGUAUUUGUUAUGUUAAAUUAGAUGAAAAUGAUCUAAAGAAUUAGAAUCAGCAGACAAAUAAUGGCAUUACUGUGACAGGUAUACAGCUCAAGAGAGCCCCCUAGUGGUCAUGCACAACCUCUGAAACAAUUACAACCACUUAAGUUACUUUGUACCAUUUAUAGUGCUUUAUAAAAGUUGUUUUAAUAUGUUGAAAUUAUACAUUAUAAAUACAAUGUUUUGUGAGGACAAGUAACAUAUUCAGUAGGUUUUCUUUUCACUUAACUGUUAAGUAGGUCAAAACAUACGUGUAUGUUUUCUGAAAGUGCAGCUUGUGAUAAAACAUUUCAUUAAUAAACUGAA